AUGGGAUCUGGCGCUUCGAAACCUGAGGAACCUCCCAAGGCACAGAUUCUUUGCAGUCGAGCUCUGAGGUAUGCUCUCUCCCCUCUUAACCCGAGUUCUCAUAUUCGUCAGCCUAAAUCUGACAUACCUCAAAAGUCUGAUUCCACCCGCGCCAAAACCCUUGAACUCCACAUCCAAGCCCGCGUCGCCAGCGAACUCAAAAAGCUCCAAGAGCGCGCCAGUAAAGACUUCGAGGAACUAACCACCAAACUCUCCAACGAGGAAUCUUCGCCUCCAUCCGAAGAGAAGUCCGCAGGCGACAGCUUAAGACAAUUGGGCAGAAAUGCGGUUCAGAAAGACGUAGAGGGGUUGAGGAAAAAGUUGGAGCAAAGGAAGAAGGUGCAGGAUCUAGAUGAGGGGGUUGAGAAGGCGAAGAGUGAGGUGGUGAGGUGCUUGAGAGAGAAUGACAGGAGGCCGUUGGAUUGUUAUAAGGAGGUCGAGGCUUUCAGAAGGGAAGUGAGGAGAUUGGAGGGGAAGUGGGUCGAGGGGAUUGUUAGAUGA
Messenger RNA from Sclerotinia borealis F-4128, 540 nucleotides. The record is from the annotation of a GenBank genome assembly. NCBI's taxonomy places the organism in Eukaryota, Fungi, Ascomycota, Leotiomycetes, Helotiales, Sclerotiniaceae.